Triticum dicoccoides is the source of this 1964-nucleotide messenger RNA. Its product is annotated as transmembrane protein 53-like. The record is from RefSeq and is a predicted model, not a curated record. The coding region runs from base 475 to 1716 and encodes 413 amino acids. NCBI's taxonomy places the organism in Eukaryota, Viridiplantae, Streptophyta, Magnoliopsida, Poales, Poaceae. The transcript has 6 exons.
GGAAGGAACGCGCAGCCCAGAGUCAGAGGAGGGGGCAGAGGUCCGGGCAGCAGCCAGCCGGGCAGCGACGGCGCCGUCGCCCUCCCUCCCUCCCUCGAUUCCCUUCAAACUUGGCCGCCGCCGCCCCCAAAUCCCUUCGCUUCGCUUCAAACUCGGCCGCCUAUUUUUAUCUCCUCGCCUUCCCUUCCCAGAUUGCUCGCUGGCUCCCUCUAUAUCCCACAAGAAGAAGGCAGCCAGAUUCAUCCCCUUCCUUCCUUGCCUCCACCGCUCCCUCCCUGGAGCAAGGAAGCAGGCGGGCAGGCACCGGCUGCCGUCCACGCCCACAAUUCCGCCGCCCCCAACUUCUCCGGCCACGCAGGACCAACGAGGGCAGCAGGGGAAGGAAGGACAAGUAGAUAACAGACACCAGCUCCCCCUCCUCCUACUCAUUGGCAGAAUCUGAUUGAUUGAUUGCUGAGAGGCACCAAAAGGGAUAUGGCAUCCUUCCACCGGCCCCUCUCCGCCAUGGCGGUGGCCGCCUUCGCCGCCGUCUCCUCCAUCGAGCUGCCCGACAAAUUCUCCCACCACCACAGGCUCCCCGAAGACGUACUCUCGCUCCCUGCCAACAAACCAGAGGCCACCACAGCUCCUUCAGCCCCGCCGCUGUCCGGUCUGCAGUUCUUCCCACGGAACCUCCAGGCCUUCUACCCGGCUAAGGCGCCCGUCGCGUCCCUGCCGGUCAUCCAGACCGUCUACCAGUACGCCAAGUUCGCCAAGACCUCACCGGAACAAGAGGCGGCGUUACCGGCCAUCCCUUCCUCCUCCUCGGAUGUUCUGUACCGCUGGCACCUGCCGGACCCGAGGGCGUGCGGCGGCUCGCCUGACAGGUCCCAGACGGUGGUGGUUUUGCUCGGCUGGCUGGGCUCGAAGCAGAAGCAUCUGAAGAGAUAUGCCGAUUGGUACACCUCCAGGGGGUUCCACGCCGUCACCUUCACCCUCCCCAUGUCCGACAUUGUCAGCUACAAUGUCGGAGGGAAGGCUGAGAAGAAUGUGGAGAUGCUCUCGGAACAUCUUGGUGAUUGGGUCAGGGAGGAGGAUGGGAAGAAGAUUGUUUUCCACACUUUCAGUAACACUGGCUGGCUUUGCUAUGGUGUGAUACUGGAGAACCUGCAGCGGCAGGAUCCUUCAGCAGUGGAGAAAAUCAAGGGUUCCAUAAUCGAUUCAGCGCCUGUUGCUGUCCCGGACUCUCAAGUGUGGGCUCUAGGUUUCUCAGCUGCUAUCAUGAAGAAACACAGUGUGGCGACGAAAGGAGCUGCACCAAAUACAAGGUCUGACGUCGUAGUUGUGGAGUCUCAGAAAGAUAUCAGACCAGCAGCUACCGAGGCGGUUCUACUAUCUGCAUUGGAGAAGUUUUUUGAUCUUGUUCUGAACUAUCCGGCCGUAAAUAGGAGGCUGUCUGGUGUUAUGGAGCUUCUGUCCUCAAACCAACCAAACUGCCCUCAGCUGUACAUAUACAGCUCUGCCGACCGGGUCAUCCCGGCAAAGUCAGUGGAGUCAUUUGUGGAGAGGCAACGAAAAGCAGGGUGUGAGGUGAGGUCGUGUGACUUUGUGUCGUCCCCUCACGUUGACCAUUACCGCAGCAAUCCGGGGCUCUACACCUCUCAGCUGACCAACUUCUUGGAGGACUGUGUGCUGGCCCGCCGUGAUGAUUUGUCGUCACCGUCACCGUCUGCAUAGGGUGUUUCUGCAUGAAUACCACCAUAUUUUUUCCUGGUGAUCCAUUGAAAUGUACCAGGAUUAUACAUCGGCUAAUUAUACAUCUGACCCAAUUUACUCGUUCCUUGUUGGUUCGCUUGUGGGUUUAUGUUAGGAGGCACAACUGUAAAAAAACGUGAGAAGAAAAGCAAAACAAAAUUGUGGUUGGCUUGCUGUUGGUUCCAGUGCACAGACGGUUUAUUUGUGUGGAUGGGAGAUGUGCUGGUUUC